Molecule: messenger RNA, 2451 nt
Organism: Brassica napus (rape)
Lineage: Eukaryota; Viridiplantae; Streptophyta; Magnoliopsida; Brassicales; Brassicaceae
Product: H/ACA ribonucleoprotein complex non-core subunit NAF1
Exons: 3
Coding region: 214-2340 (708 amino acids)
Biological process (GO): box H/ACA snoRNP assembly; pseudouridine synthesis; ribosome biogenesis
Cellular component (GO): sno(s)RNA-containing ribonucleoprotein complex
Molecular function (GO): RNA binding
Source: RefSeq, a predicted model, not a curated record
GGGGAGACACAAACCCUAGCGCACACACACACACACACAAACACAAAACAGAGUCUACUCCUCUUAAAACCCUAACGCACCUGCCUGCGAUUAAACCCUCAGGCCUUUUUACCCAACAAGUCGCUGCCUUUAUAACUUAGCCGCCGCUUAAACUCUCGAAAGUCAUGUUCUUUAACUUUCCUCUCCUCGCCCUCUCUUCUUGCCCUGCUUGACAUGGUUGGGUUUCCAGCUAAACAACCUAUUGAAGAAGGAGAAGAGCUACCAAUCGAUCAAGACUCCAAGGUGAAAACUUUCAAGGACGCUGUUGACUUCCCUUCCAUCGACUCCUAUCUCGAUUUCGACUCCUGCAACUGGCUUGGGAAUAAUCCGAGCAUUGAGGAGUUUGGCGUUAAAGAUACCGACUUUGACUUCUUCGAGGACGACAUGGAGGAGGAGGGGAUCGGACAAGGAGCUGUUGCUGUCGGAGAGGAGAAUCAGAACACGGUUCUGCCUGAGCUUUGUGGUGGUGUGACUGAGGAGGAUAUUGAGGCAGCUGAACCAGCUUUGAAAGAGUUGGAAACUGCUGUUUCUGACAAGUCUAAGCCGAUGGAAGAUGUGUCUGCGUCUGUUGAUUGUCCCACCAUGAAGAAAACAGAUGUGAGUUUGGCUUUAGGGUUGGAGAAGGUUAGUUUGAACAUGGGUGAUGAUGAGGCCAAGGGGAAAAGUAUUAGUAUUGCUGAGUCUGAGAGCGAAGCCUCGAGCUCUUCUUCAUCUAGUAGUAGUAGCAGUGAGGAAGAAGAAGAAGAAGAGAGUGAUGAUGAGGAGGAUAGUGAAGAAGAAGAAGAAGAGGAAGAGAAGUGUGAAGAUGAGAAGAUGGUCAUUGUGAAAGAGGAUGGUGUGGCAGGGGAGCUUGAAGAGGGCGAGAUAGAGAGUGCAGAUGAGGUUGAAGAAGAUAGUGAUGAUGACGACGAAGAUGAAGUGAAUGAGAUGAUUGCUUGGAGCAAUGAUGAGGAUGAUGACCUCGGUUUGCAAACAAAAGACCCUAUACGGUCUAAGAAUGAGCUCAAGGAUCUUCCUCCAGUUCCAGCUGUGGAUGUCUCUCUGGAACCUCAUCAUGUCACGCUCCCUGUUGGAGUUGUUCUUUCGGUGAUGAGCACACAAGUGAUAGUCGAGGGAAUGGAACAGCACAGUCCUUUGACCGAAGGUUCUAUCCUAUGGAUUACUGAAAGAAGAACUCCAUUGGGACUGGUGGAUGAGAUCUUUGGACCUGUGAAGUGCCCUUACUAUAUCGUUCGGUUCAACUCAGAGAGCGAGGUGCCAGAGGGGGUUAGCCAAGGCACGCCCGUCUCGUUCGUCGCGGACUUUGCUCAGCACAUUCUCAACAUCAAGGAGCUGCAGAAGAAAGGCUACGAUGCGUCUGGAGAUAACGACGAGGAGAUACCAGACGAGCUUGAGUUCUCGGAUGAUGAGAAAGAAGCUGAGUACAGAAGAAUGCAGAAGAUGGAGAAGAGAGGGAUGGUUAAUGACCAAAAGAACGGUAACGCAAGAAACAAGAAGAAGAAGAACAGAGACCACCAUGGAUCUAGCAGCUCUCUAUCCUCAAACCGUUGUGAUCCUCAGAUGGGUGGUCCGGUUUCGAAUCAUCAUCAGCCAAGGCCUCAGAUGGAUGGUUUUCCUCCAAACAAUGGCGGCGCUCCAUGGAGACCGCAGAGUAAUCAGCAGAAUCAAUUUCAGCUUCCUCCUAUGGCUAAUCAGAUGGGAAUGCCCAAUCUAGGUCCAAUGCAGAUGCCUAUGAUGGGAAUGCAAAAUCAGAAUCAGAUGAUGUUCCCACCACAGUUCAAUGGUGGUCAGAUGCCGAUGCCAAUGCCAAUGCCUGGUGGGUUGAACUUUUUUCCAGGACAGGGCUCAGCGCCAUGGCCUGCAUUAAACUGUUUCAACCAACAACAGUUCGGUGGGAUGGGAAGGGGUAUUCAGCAUCCGCAGUUACCUAAUAUGUUUGCUUCUCAAGGUUUUCAAAUGCAGCAGCCGCAGUCCCAAAUGCAGCGGCCACCACAGUUCCAGAUGCAACCACAGUUCCAAACUCGCCCGCAGUACCAGAUGAUGAACAGCAACAGGCCACCUUCUCCAAUGAACCCGCAGUUCCAGAUGCAGCCACAGUCUGAGAUACGGCCACAAUCUCAAGUUCCGCAGCGCUCACCAACUAACCAGGAGUCCCCAGUGCAAGAACAGUCUCAAGGGUUUAGCAACGGGCAGUCUUCUGAACGGGGAAGGGGCCACCGUGGUGGUCGUGGCAGGGGUAGAGGUAGGGGUCGUGGUAGGUUUGGACGUGGACGAGGUCGUGGGCGGCAACAGUCUGGAUGAAAAGCUGUUUUUGUGUGAAGCAUUUUGAUGUAUCAAAAAGCAUGUUUUUUAAUUUAGUUUUGUUUAAACAAACUCAGCUAUGAUUGAAUGAUCUUUUUCUUUUUUUCCACA